Rotaria sordida is the source of this 318-nucleotide messenger RNA. NCBI's taxonomy places the organism in Eukaryota, Metazoa, Rotifera, Eurotatoria, Philodinida, Philodinidae. The record is from the annotation of a GenBank genome assembly.
AUGGAAAUAUUCGGUAAUGUUCUACCAUCAAUUAUAACAAUAAUUAGUAAUAUUUUAUCAGUAUAUCGAAUACAUCAAUCAAAUCGUUUAACAUCAAAUUAUAUAUUACCAUGUCGUCGUCGAACAGAUGAUACACGUCGUGUAGUACUUGUUAUUACAGUUGAAUGUUUAUUUGCUAUAAUUAAUUCAUGGUUUAGUGAUAUAAUACUUUCACUUGUUUAUUGUAAACGAAAUUUAUUAGCUGAUGAUGAUUGUCCAAUGUUUUUAAAACAAAAUAUUAAUUUAUUAAUUAUGUUUGAUAUGUUUAAUUCUAUUUCA